AUGACAAUUAAUUACCGAACCUAUUUAUUUUAUAUGUUUUCAUCUGUUUUUGUUGUUGGUUCGUUUUAUAAUCUGAUUUGUAUUUUCUAUGCUAUGCAUUAUUUUGAUGGGGGUAUUAAACAUUUUGACGAAGAAUAUUUAAACAAAACAUUACCUUUUGUCAUUAUGAAAUCAGAGGUAUUAAACUUUAAAAAUUCAGAAUUUUUUAAAAAUACUUUUUUGAAGGUAUAUUUGCCGGCAGUAAUAAUGACUUUCGUUAUAGUAAUACUUCCAUAUUUAAUAAUUUUUAUUUGUGGGUUUAAAAUGGUUUAUUAUGUUAAUUUACAUACUGGAUUAAGUCAAAAUAUGAAGAGAUUACUUAAACAAUUGACAAAAACUUUGAUAAUUUUGAUAAUUAUUCCAUUUAUUAAUCAAAUUUUUAUUUUAUUAGUUUUAUUCUUUAUAGCCUACAAUAAUAGAACAAAUAGUUCAACAAGAGAAAAUGAUAUACUAAAUUUAAUUUAUAUAUUUCUUUCAAUUUUCACUCAUUUUAUGCCUGUUUUUAACCCUAUUGUUUGUAUAAUAACCAAUAAGCCAUACAAAGAAGCUGUGUUUAAAAGCUUAAAAAUACACCCUCAAUAA
Molecule: messenger RNA, 621 nt
Organism: Meloidogyne enterolobii
Lineage: Eukaryota; Metazoa; Nematoda; Chromadorea; Rhabditida; Meloidogynidae
Source: the annotation of a GenBank genome assembly